Messenger RNA from Caenorhabditis briggsae, 630 nucleotides. RefSeq names its product Protein CBR-RCN-1 (gene Cbr-rcn-1). Lineage: Eukaryota; Metazoa; Nematoda; Chromadorea; Rhabditida; Rhabditidae. The transcript has 4 exons. Gene Ontology annotation, biological process: calcium-mediated signaling. The record is from RefSeq and is a predicted model, not a curated record. The coding region runs from base 1 to 630 and encodes 209 amino acids. Gene Ontology annotation, cellular component: cytoplasm; nucleus. Gene Ontology annotation, molecular function: calcium-dependent protein serine/threonine phosphatase regulator activity; nucleic acid binding.
AUGGUCGCUGAUAACUCGGAAAAAUCAACGAAAUCUGUUGCCAAUGGACAGUUGAUCAGCACAGUUUCCAGCAAAGAUGAUCUCCCGAACGCUAUCAUUGUCACCCAAUGUCCAGAAGACGUAUUCGAUCACAAAGAAGACAAGGCAAACUUCAAAGCGCUAUUCACACAAAUCGAAAAAGACAUCCAUUUCGAUUUCCUGCGGAGCUUCCGACGAGUCCGAGUAAUCUUCUCCUCCCCUGAAAACGCCACCGCCGCCAAACUCAUCGUUCAAGGGUUCUCUUUUAAGGGACACGAACUGAAAGCCUUCUUCGCUCAAAGGAUCUACAUGAGUGCCAAUUCACAAAUGCUCUCACCACCUCCACUUGAAAAACAGUUUUUGAUUUCUCCACCAUGCUCACCGCCAGUCGGAUGGGAACAGACUAAAGAUAUGCCUCCAGUCGUGUGUAAUUUCGAUUUAAUGGCUCGUUUGGCGUCAUUUGCAAUUGAUGAGAAAUACGAAGUUCACAACGGAGAUGAAUUGACUCCAACCAUCGUCGUACAUCCAUGCGAGACUCCACUCGAUAUCCCAUCUGCUCUUGAGAUGCCUCGAACUCCACGUCCUUCAUCUCCUGCUGAUUCAGAUGAAUAA